AUGGCCGCACGCCACCUGCUUGGCCCGGUGAUUCGCAGGAUGGCUCUGAUCGACCCCGUCAACUAUGAAGCUCCCCACAUGGAUGUUGGGAAUAUCAAAUCUGGAGUUCUCAUCCUUUCCGAGUCCUCCGGUGCCUGGCAGCGAUUCUUCCAGACUCUUUUAGGACUUUAUUUCCCAAGGUCGUAG
Penicillium alfredii is the source of this 186-nucleotide messenger RNA. RefSeq lists its product as uncharacterized. The coding region runs from base 1 to 186 and encodes 61 amino acids. The record is from RefSeq and is a predicted model, not a curated record. The transcript has a single exon. Lineage: Eukaryota; Fungi; Ascomycota; Eurotiomycetes; Eurotiales; Aspergillaceae.